UCCAAAUAUUUCGAGACAUCGUCAUUUUUCGCCUUCGCUCUUCUUCCCCCACUUUCUCCCCUUUCCCCACGACCGCGCCGCCGCUGCCGCACCACUCCAGCCGGCGACCGGCACCGCAGCUCGCCCCUGCGUACUAGAGGGCGUAUCGAUUAACUGGCAGCAAGAAUCUGCUCUUUUCCUGAUCGAUUCCCCCCAUAUUUGGCUGGCUGGUCACCAUCUCCAUCUCAAAACCUAGCCACACGGCCAUGGGUUCCAGUCCCGCUGCGCGCUCCAAUCCCAGCAGGAACGGAAGGCGGGGGGAUGCCAUGGACGGCGCUAAUCGACCAAGCAGAUCUGCAAAGAAGCCCCCUUUUCUUCUCCCGAAGGGCUGGAGCGGGACGGCGGUGUACAGAUGCUCCCCUCACCUCAUUCCGUCGAUAACGGAGCUCCUCAGCGAGAGGCAGAAAGGCUUCGUCAGAAAAAUCGGGUUCGGGAGCCUGCUGUCCAUGGCGGACUUCGAGAUCAACAAGGCCCUUACCAUGUGGUUGGUUGAUAGGUUCAGUUGCGACACCGAGGCGCUCGAGUUUGGAGGCGGCGUGUCGAUUCCGGUGAGGCCGCUCGUCAAGUGCGUCCUUGGGAUCCCUUCGGGCCCCAUCCAAGUCGUACCGGGUCAGAAUGUCGACCAUGCUCUCUACAGCCAGUACUCUUGUGAUGCUAAAGUGAAGAAGGCAAAGGAAGUGGCUGAAGAAAUGUGUAGCAUAACCGAGGAGGAACCCUUCUGUACAGCCUUCAUGAUGGUGAUACUCGCGAUUUAUCUAGCGCCAAAUACAACCAUGCUUGUCAACAGGUCCUUGCUUGGAGCUGCUCAACAGGUUGGCAGCCUCAAACAGAUGGAUUGGUGUGGUUUCGUCGCUGACUAUCUCUUCAAAGGAAUCAGGGAAUUCAAGGAAUCGGAUGCACCCUUUGUUCAUCUAAAGGGCUGUGUGCACAUCCUGAGCGUCAUUUUCAUUGAUCAUGUGAAACACGCUGCAUUCCCAGUACCAAACGGCUUUCCACGCUUGGGGGUUGUCACUACAGAGCAUAACAAAUGGGUAGCUUCACAUCCCUUUGGUAGCUUGCUGGUACGUCAUCUAGAAGAGUCUGUCUAUGCUCCUGUGCUUAAUAAUGAAAAUGGUAACAUUGCUCAAGGCGGAAAAUGUGCUGAUUCUGAUACAAAUACUGAUGCUCUAGCCAAUCUGCCUGCUACCGACAACGAUCAAAAUAACCAGCAUCCGGUUUCAGCAGGUCCUGGCAGCUUGUCCAUUGCUGUAGCGUCAGAGACAUCAGCUCAAUCUGCAGGUACGAACCAUCUUCACGGGGGCAUGAGUUCCAAUCCUGCUGCGCAUGCUAAUCCAAGCAGUAACGGAAAGCGGGGGAGUGCCAUGGAUGGUGGUAGUCCACCAAGUAGAUCUGCCAAGAAGCCCCGGAAGAGCAAGAGCGCGGCGUACAGAUGUUCCCCUCGCCUCAUUCCGCCGAUUAUGGAGCUUCUCAGUGAGGAGCAGAAGGGCUUCGUCAGAAAAAUCGGGUUUGGGAGCCUGCUAUCCAUGGCGGAUUUCGAGAUGAACAAGCCCCUUACCCUCUGGUUGGUUCAUAAGUUCAGUUGUGACACCAAAGCGCUUGAGUUUGGAGGCGGUGUAUCGAUUCCGGUGAGGCCACUCGUCAAGUCUGUCCUUGGGAUCCCUUCGGGCCCCAUUCAAGUCGUGCAGGGUCUCCCUAUUAAAGGGAAGAAUGCUCUCUACAGUGAGUACUGCUCUGUUAAAGGGAAGAACGCAAGGAAAUUGGCCGAGGAAAUGUGCAGCAUAACCGAGGAGGAACCCUUCUGUAUAGCCUUCAUGAUGGUGAUACUCGCGAUUUAUCUAGCACCAAACACAACCGUGCUUGUCAACAAGUCCUUUCUUGGAGCUGCUCAACAGGUCGGUAGCCUCAAACAGAUGGAUUGGUGCGGUUUUGUUGCUGACUAUCUCUUCAAAGGAAUCAGGGAGUUCAAGAAUUCGGAUGCACCCUUUGUUUGUCUAAAGGGCUGUGUGCACAUUCUGAGCGUCAUUUUCAUUGAUCUUGUGAAACACGCUGCAUUCGAAGUACCAAACGGCUUUCCACGCUUGGGCAUUGUCACUACAAAGCAUAACAAAUGGGUAGCUUCACACCCCCCUGGUAGCUUGCUGGUACGUCGUCUAGAAGAGUCUGUCUAUGCUCCUGUGCUUACUAACGGAAAUGGUAACAUUGUUGAAGGCGGAGAAUGUGCUGAUUCUGAUACAAAUACUGAUGCUCUGUCCAAUCAGUCUGCUACCGACAAUGAUCAAAAUAGCCAGCAUCCGGUUUCAGCAUGUCCUGGCAGCUUGCCCAUUGUUACAGGGUUAGAGACAUCAGCUCGAUCUGCAGAACACAUUAUUUCUCCAAGAAGCGGCGAGCAAUUGCAGUCUGCUGGGCCUUCUUCUGAACCGUGUUCUGCACAACUUCCUAACGGGCUGGAGGUUCUUGCGGCUGCCGCCGAGAGCAGGAACAGGGGUUCACCCUCGACGAUGGAGAAGCAUGAUCGGAGCGCCAAGAAAGCAAGGGUGGAGCUGCCCGAGAGUGGGCAAGUGGUGCGAGCUGGAGAAGCCACCAUAAGGAUGGACAUGAGUUUGUUUAGUUGCCGCGUCUGCUCCCACCCUGUCAAGCCCCCUGUCUUCCAGUGCAAUGUCGGGCAUUUAGCUUGCGGCAGAUGCCUUGCCGAGCUCCCCGACGAACAGUGCCAGAUGUGUGAGCACGGCGGUGGCUUUAGCCGCUGUCCAGUGAUGGACGACGUCGUCCUGUCGAGCACGAUGAAGUGCUCCUACGACGGCUGCCAGAUUUAUGUCCCCUACCACGAGCUCAGCGACCACCAGAGGGCGUGCCCACACGGGCCCUGCUUCUGCACGGAGACUGGCUGCGGCUUCGUCGGCGUGCCGGCGGCGCUCCUCGGCCACCUUGCGGCCCUGCACUCAGUGCCAGUGCACAAGGUCCACUACGGCAGUGUUCAUCAGCUCCGGGUGUCGGAACCACGGGUCCUGUUCCACGCGGAAGAGGACGACAGCGCGUUUCUCCUGGCCAUGGACGUGCUCGGCAUGGCGACCGUCGUGUCUGUGGUGUGCAUCAGAGCGGGAGCGGGAGGGUCCCCAGAGCCGCGAUACGCGGUCAAGCUCUGGGUGAACGGUCCGCCGCCACCGAGCGGCGCGGCGGGCAGCAUUACGUUGGACAUGACGGCGGCGACGAGCAGCUACAGGCCCGGCGAGGUGGCGGUGGAGGAGCUGCCGGCUUUCCUGAUGGUGCCGCCUGCAUACCUUGUUGACUGUGGGGCGUACAAGGAGGUGUCUCUCCACGUUCGCAUUGACAGGAUGUGAUGCAAGUGUUCUGCAUAAUUUCUUCAUUCAUGGAUGUAAUCGCUGCUUAGCUUAGAUGCCUCUCCUGAUGGAAGUAGAGUAGGUGACAGACACCAAGCUAGGAGGUGUUUGGUAGCGGUAAUUUUAACCUAAUCAAAUGACGGCGUUCAAGGA
Hordeum vulgare subsp. vulgare (domesticated barley) is the source of this 3530-nucleotide messenger RNA. RefSeq lists its product as uncharacterized. The transcript is spliced from 10 exons. The record is from RefSeq and is a predicted model, not a curated record. Gene Ontology annotation, molecular function: zinc ion binding. The coding region runs from base 246 to 3377 and encodes 1043 amino acids. Lineage: Eukaryota; Viridiplantae; Streptophyta; Magnoliopsida; Poales; Poaceae.